AUGGAUAAAAGAUACCAUAAUGGGUGCAAGGAACUUAAGACGGGCAUAGCGGCAAUAUGCCAUCAAGAAGCUUUGACUGCCAGGAAGCCGGCAAGCAGCGCUCCUCAAAUUGUCAAGUUCAGCUUUGCCAUCCUUGCUCUAAUCUGUCAAUUUUUGAAGAGCAGAGGCGUCCGCCUUGGCCAGAACCUCCGGCUUGCUAACCAGACUCCACCUGCGCACUUGUCAAUCGUCCGUCUGGUAUCCAUAUAUGCUUGGAUUGAUUACGCUCAUUUCCCAACACAACAAGGAAGGAGGAGAUCAACCGAUACAUUGAUCGGGCUGAACUACCCGCACCAAGGAACUGUCUGGCGGGGCAACAAGGUCGAGGACAGGGCGCUCUGCGAGCCGCGGAAGUGUUUGAAGAUGCUCAACAGCCAGCAGAUCCCGACGCUCUUCUGA
Puccinia triticina is the source of this 438-nucleotide messenger RNA. RefSeq lists its product as uncharacterized. NCBI's taxonomy places the organism in Eukaryota, Fungi, Basidiomycota, Pucciniomycetes, Pucciniales, Pucciniaceae. The transcript has 3 exons. The record is from RefSeq and is a predicted model, not a curated record. The coding region runs from base 1 to 438 and encodes 145 amino acids.